AAGCUCGCCGGCGUCGUGAUUUGAUCUCGUUUUUUUCGCCGAAUUCCCAAUUGUCUUGAAAGCACCACAAGAGGCGGAUGUUGAGUAGAUGAAUGAUAAACAGACGAGCUAACAGUUGCCAUCAUUUGACUUCCCGACAAACAGGCUUGUGAUAUAGCUGUCGUCAUCACCUAAUUCCAAUUGUGUGUAAGAGACAACACAUCAGGCUGUUGGACCUGACAGAAGAGCAGGCUCUGUAGGUGGAAACUCCCCACUGUCAUCAUCAGAGUGGCUGAUCGAGUCCAAGGCCAGUGGUGAGUGGAGCUUCUACCCCAGGCCCCUCCCCAUCCAGAGGUCCAGUCAGCAUGUCCAGCGACCCCCCUCCUCCCUACCCCGGAGGUCCCAGCGCCCCUCUUAUCAAGGAGAAGAAUGGACAGCCAGCCAUUCCGGGCUCGGCGGUCCCUGUAUCGACGAGUCCUCCUCAGGGACACCCCCUGCCUCCAGACUAUGGCCCUCCACCCUACGAGGCCACACUACAGCCAGGCUUCUUGCCGCCACACGUCCCAGGAGAUGGGGCCAUGCCCAUACCACAUGGUGGCUUCUACCCUCCGCCAGGUCACUUUGGCCCGGGGCAGUUUGGCCCGGGGCAGUUUGGCCCGGGGCAGUUUGGCCCGGGGCCCAUUCAAUUUGGGCCUGUGGCAGGUCAGACGGCUCACACGGUGCUGGUACCCCCUGGGACAGCUACCACAGUGACCGUGCUACAGGGGGAGAUAUUCCAGACAGCACCCGUACAGACUGUGUGUCACCACUGCCAGCAGCCCAUCAUCACCCGCAUCAACCACAGCGUGGGCCUCAUGAACGCUGUCUUCUGCCUCUUCUGCUUCUUUGUUGGGUGUGAUCUGGGCUGCUGCUUGAUUCCCUGUCUGAUCGAUGAUCUCAAGGAUGUGAUACACACCUGCCCCUACUGCAAGGGCUACAUCUACACAUACAAGCGUAUCUGCUAACCACCAACAGACAGACACGUGUACAGUGGGGCAAAAAAGUAUUUAGUCAGCCACCAAUUGUGCAAGUUCUCCCACUUAAAAAGAUGAAGAGGCUUGUAAUUCAUCAUAGGUACACUUCAACUAUGACAGACAAAAUGAGAAAAAAAAAUCCAGAAAAUCACAUUGUAGGAUUUUUAAUGAAUUUAUUUGCAAAUUAUGGUGGAAAAUAAGUAUUUGGUCACCUACAAACAAGCAAGAUUUCUGGCUCCCACAGACCUGUAACUUCUUAUUUAAGAGGCUCCUCUGUCCUCCACUUGUUACCUGUAUUAAUGGCACCAGUUUGAACUUGUUAUCAGUAUAAAAGACACCUGUCCACAACCUCAAACAGUCACACUCCAAACUCUACUAUGGACCAAAGACCUGUCAAAGGACACCAGAAACAAAAUUGUAGACCUGCACCAGGCUGGGAAGACUGAAUCUGCAAUAGGUAAGCAGCUUGAUUUGAAGAAAUCAACUGUGGGAGCAAUUAUUAGGAAAUGGAAGACAUACAAGACCACUGGUAAUCUCCCUUGAUCUGGGGCUCCACGCAAGAUCUCACCCGGUGGGGUCAAAAUGAUCACAAGAACGGUGAGCAAAAAUCCCAGAACCACACGGGGGGACCUAGUGAAUGACCUGCAGAGAGUUGGGACCAAAGUAACAAAGCCUACCAUCAGUAACACACUAUGCCGCCAGGGACUCAAAUCCUGCAGUGCCAGACGUGUCCCGCUGCUUAAGCCAGUACAUGUCCAGGCCUGUCUGAAGUUUGCUAGAGAGCAUUUGGAUGAUCCAGAAGAAGUUUGGGAGAAUGUCAUAUGGUCAGAUGAAACCAAAAUAUAACUUUUUGGUAAAAACUCAACUCGUCGUGUUUGGAGGACAAAGAAUACUGAGUUUAAUCCAAAGAACACCAUACCUACUGUGAAGCAUGGGGGUGAAAACAUCAUGCUUUGGGGCUGUUUUUCUUGAAAGGACGACUGUUCCGUGUAAAGGAAAGAAUGAAUGGGGUCAUGUAUCGUGGGAUUUUGAGUGAAAACCUCCUUCUAUCAGCAAGGGCAUUGAAGUUGAAACAUGGCUGGGUCUUUCAGCAUGACAAUGAUCCCAAACACACCGCCCGGGCAACGAAGGAGUGGCUUCGUAAGAAGCAUUUCAAGGUCCUGGAGUGGCUUAGCCAGUCUCCAGAUCUCAACCCCAUAGAAAAUCUUUGGAGGGAGUUGAAAGUCCGUGUUGCCCAGCAACAGCCCCAAAACAUCAUUCCUGCUCUAGAGGAGAUCUGCAUGGAGGAAUGGGCCAAAAUACCAGCAACAGUGUGUGAAAACCUUGUGAAGUCUUACAGAAAACAUUUGACCUCUGUCAUUGCCAACAAAAGGAUAUAUAACAAAGUAUUGAGAAACUUUUUUUAUAGACCAAAUACUUAUUUUCCACCAUUUCCAAAUAAAUUCAUUAAAAAUCCUACAAUGUGAUUUUCUGGAUUUUUUUCCUUCUCAUUUUGUCUGUCAUAGUUGAAGUGUACCUAUGAUGAAAAUUACAGGCCUCAUCUUUUUAAGUAGAAUAACUUGCACAAAAACUUGCACAGAAACUUGCACAAUUGACUAAAUACUUUUUUUGCCCCACUGUAUAUAUAUAUAUAUCUUAUGCACACAUUAACUCACAGCUCCUCAUGGUUGUAGUUGCAGCCUAUGUUCUUUCUUCAACAUUUGCUCAGUGUGUCGUGCUUCAUUUAGCCCUCCUAACUUUACCCUCACUUUCUAAAGCACUGACUUGUUCACACUCACUAUAUUUACUGUAUAUCAUAGGAGGCUGGUGGGUGGAGCUGUAAGAGGACAGGCUCAUUGUAAUGGCUGGAAUGGAAUCCAUGGAACGGAGUCCAACACGUUGCCCAUGUGUUUGAUUUGUUUGGUACUAUUCCAUUCCAGCCAUUACAAUGAGCCUGUCCUCCUAUAGCUCCUCCCACCAGCCACCUCUGCUAUAUUUAUUGUCCAGACUCACUUACCUAGCUAUGUACAGGCAUUUCGAUAAGUGCUAGAUAGACACAUCACACAGGACUGAACCUGAUCUAAAAACAGAAACUUAUAACAAUUGAGAAAAGAUGAGUUGUAGACACGGUACAUCUUGCAUACUUUAUAAAUAAAAUUAUUUGGUUACAGGAAGGCUUUGAAUUUGACAUUUAUGGAUCAAACUUGAGGGGUAGAGAAAGGUCACACUUUGGGAAAGCUGUAAACAUUUGUCACUUUAAUCAAAAUUGUCAGCCAUCAUCAGCAAUUGCAGGGUCAGUAUUUUUGUUUUUGUAAUUAUUUAAUGUAAUUUAACAUGUUAAUAUUGAGGACAAGGAAGGUUACGUCCAUGUCUGAGACCUACUUUAUGUUUAUGUUCUAAUCACCCUGUUUGUCCUACAACCUUAAUGUAUAUCCAUUUCCAAUGUUACAAGGAAAUAACCAUGUAUCAGAUUUGUUAGGACAAACUCGAGUCGGUAAGACUGAGUUAAUUUCAGUUGUUCUCACUUAAGUGAGAGAAGUAUGUGUUACUGUCUUUUUAAAUCCUCUGUGCUUUAGUCACUUGAUGUCCAGUGAUUUUUGCUCGAGCUGUUACACAAUAAUGCCAGUCAUGUCCAUAUUAAUGUAUUCAAUUUUGUUAAUGAAGAAAAUGUGUGCUUGUAUUGCAAAUGUACAAGUUACCAUGUGAAAUGUCAUACAUUCAUAAAACCAUAAUUGCCAUGA
Messenger RNA from Oncorhynchus masou masou (cherry salmon), 3712 nucleotides. Its product is annotated as cell death-inducing p53-target protein 1-like. Bases 345 to 983 code for a protein of 212 amino acids. Gene Ontology annotation, cellular component: cytoplasmic side of lysosomal membrane; cytoplasmic side of late endosome membrane; nucleus. Gene Ontology annotation, biological process: intrinsic apoptotic signaling pathway in response to DNA damage by p53 class mediator. Gene Ontology annotation, molecular function: zinc ion binding. Lineage: Eukaryota; Metazoa; Chordata; Actinopteri; Salmoniformes; Salmonidae. The transcript is spliced from 6 exons. The record is from RefSeq and is a predicted model, not a curated record.